UCGGCCGACAAGCCCACCAUUCCCACCAACUGUUGAUGCUUUUCCAUCCGCUAAUCUAGAGUCGUCGCAGCGGCUCUUCACCUCGAUGGCCCUAAUGGUACAUUGCUGGAGGCGACUCGCCGCCACCGGUCGCCUAUCACCGGCGGAUCUUACCCCGUUUCUCUCCCCCUCCGCUUCUAGAUUUUACUAUAAGCCGCCAUACUUGAUGAAGGUGGGGAUACCUGAUUUUCUUAAUAGCGUGGGGAAUGGAAUAGAAGCGCACGCUGCGAAGCUGGAGACAGAGAUUGUAGACUUCAACAAGCUUCUUGUCACAAGGACACUUCGCCUCAAGAAGCUUGGCAUUCCUUGCAAACACAGGAAGCUUAUAUUGAAAUAUACACAGAAGUAUAGGAUGGGACUGUGGAGGCCUCGUGCAGACCAUCAAAAGGUUUAAUCAGGCUUGAUUUAGAGAUUGUAGCAUCCAAUGUUUUGAUAGCUUUUUCAUUUUUUUUUUAAGGAAGCAGCUAUCUCAUAGCAUGUGUUCUGAUUUUAUGUAAGAAAGAGUCCUUUUUUUCUUGUGGAAGUGACAUUGUUCAUCCAUUGAUUCUGCUGUAUACUACCUUAUUUUUCUAUGGAUGUGACAUGCUCGGA
Messenger RNA from Phalaenopsis equestris, 630 nucleotides. RefSeq lists its product as uncharacterized. Lineage: Eukaryota; Viridiplantae; Streptophyta; Magnoliopsida; Asparagales; Orchidaceae. The coding region runs from base 86 to 433 and encodes 115 amino acids. The transcript is spliced from 3 exons. The record is from RefSeq and is a predicted model, not a curated record.